UUCUGUUGUGAACUUGGUAUAAAAUGACGUCUUAAGAUGGCUCGUGUGGGCUGUGGGGGAUUGGAUGAUAAGUGUUCAGGAACUUAAGUUGUUAAGUGCAUUUUCGAGAGGACAAGCCUGUGCCCACACUUUUUUGGGAAAUAUAAUGGUUGUCUAAUGGAUUAUCUGCCAUUGUUGGGUGGAUUGAUAGGAGCAGUCGCAGUGGGAGUGUACAUUUACAGAAGAGCCAGAGUAGCCGGCGAGACGUGCGACUGCACCGACCGCGUAGAUGGCAAAGUAGUCCUAGUGUCCGGCGCCAACUGCGGCAUCGGACGGCAGGUGGCGCGCGAGCUGGCGCUUAGAGGCGCCCGGGUGUACCUGGCCUGUCGGUCCCGGACGGCGGCGCGUCAGGCGGCUGACAGCAUCAUCAACGAGACGAGCAACACGUCCGUGCGGCCGUUGCAGCUGGACCUCAACAGCCUGGCCUCUGUCAGGCGGUUGGUGCACGAGUUCAGACAAGUCGAGUCGCAGCUCGACAUCUUGAUCAACAACGCCGGCUGCUUCUAUUGCCCGCCGUCACUGACCGAGGACGGAUUCACCGUCACCUUCCAGACCAACUACCUCGGCAAGGACAUUUGCGUCAACAGCGUCGACCCGGGGAACGUCAACACCGACAUCUACCGCCACUACCGGGAACUAAACACCUUCCACGUCCGUCUGCUGCGGCGUCUGCUGAUGCGCACCCCCUGGGAGGGUGCUCAGACGGUGAUCCACUGCGCCGUCAGCUCCAAGAUCGACGGCGUCACCGGGCAGUACUUCCGGGACUGCACGAUCGCCGACGCCAACCCUCUGGUGCGGGACCGCGCGCUGGCGCAGGAGCUGUGGCGCACCAGCGAGCGCUGGACCGGCCUGAGCCCGCUCUGA
Messenger RNA from Pollicipes pollicipes, 903 nucleotides. Its product is annotated as retinol dehydrogenase 12. The transcript is spliced from 8 exons. Lineage: Eukaryota; Metazoa; Arthropoda; Thecostraca; Pollicipedomorpha; Pollicipedidae. The coding region runs from base 157 to 903 and encodes 248 amino acids. The record is from RefSeq and is a predicted model, not a curated record.